AUGAACAGCGGGGGCCUCGAUGGCUCUGGCACCAUCGACCCAGCUUCCUUGAACCCCGCCAGCGCGUACACCAUCGCGACACCAUUCUCGCCGCCCACAACUGCGACAGAGUUCGAGAACGACACGAAACCUAAUGCUGCUGCGCUCGCGAGUAUUACCAGCCCAAGAGGAAUUAAAAGAAGUCGGUCUCCCGAGCCUUACAGAGAUGGAGCCAUAGCCGGCGAUGAUCUCGGUGCAGGUGCUACCGAAGAACCGGUCCGCAGGAAGCGUGGGCGACCACCAAAGAACAAGGGCCCUGGUGUGCCGCAGAGUCCGCAGCUUGCGAGUACCCCACAGCAACAACACCAGCAACUACCCGCACAGACCGUAAGCACGCCACAGCAGAUCCAGCAAUUACAGACACCCACUCAGCAACCGGGUACCUUACCUACACCGCCGAAACCGACACCUGCCAAGCCGAUGGUCAAGGCGCUGCCAACGGUACGCGACCAUACAACUGACCAACUUACGCCUGAGGGCGACGAAUAUAUUCCUCGCGAGUAUGAUGAGGAGGGCGACAAGAAAGUCAUGCAAACGGGGCAUCUUUGCAAUGGCAGGGAAUAUAAAUGCCGAACGUUUCACGUGCCGAAUCGCGGAGAGAAGCUGUUCAUGUUGGCGACUGAGUGUGCCAGAGUCUUGGGGUACCGAGACUCGUACCUCUUGUUUAACAAGAAUAGGUCCCUCUUCAAGAUUAUCGCCACGCAAGCAGAGAAAGAUGACCUUAUCCAGCAAGAGCUUCUCCCGUACUCUUACAGGUCGCGACAGAUCGCGAUCGUGACUGCUAGGAGUAUGUUCCGUCAAUUUGGGAGUAGAGUGAUCGUAAAUGGCCGACGUGUGAGAGAUGACUACUGGGAAUCCAAGGCACGAAAGCAGGGUUUCACAGAAGAAGACCCAGCUGGUGAAAAAAGGCCAGGUGCAGCAAAGAUCAGGGCCGCGCAGGCCAGUGAGCAAGCUGCAGCCCAACAGCAGCAACAAGCUGCUCAACAGCAACAGCAGCAACAUGGUCAGGGCCAGGAGGCGCUCUACACACACGACCCAGCCCAGAUUGACCAGCAGCCUGUGCCACAGAUGGUUCAGCCUGGGUUAGGUGGCCCCGCUCCAACGGUUACACCGUUGCCCAUGAUCCACCUUGCCCCUACUGAAGAAAAGUUGAGAGAGCUGUAUUCGGUUCCGAGACCAAGGCAAGAAGUCAGUGGCCCACCGUACCAAGACAGGAUGACCAGUACGUCUCAGUCACAGGUUAUGGAGCAUGUGCACAACGCCGCGGACUUCAACAAGCAGCUUGGGCAGACGAGCAAGGCAAGGAGGGGAAUGUAUCAGGAAAACUACUUCAAGCCGAAGUCUCCCCCGCAGCCACAGCCGCAGCCGCAACAACAUAAUCCAUCUGUCUUGAACCCACAGCAGCAGCAGCAGCAGGCUCAGCAGCAGCAGGCUCAACAGCAACAGGCCCAACAGGCUCAGCAGCAGCAACAGCAGCAGCCUGCGAACCCACAAUUGCCGCACCCAUCUCAACAUGCGCCUAUCCCGCAACACCCGCAGCUUCAUGCUCCCCCCCCACACAUGAUGAGCCCACAGCAGCUGUCUUCUCUACAUCAUCAGCAGCAGCAGCAGCAACAGCAGCAACAACAGCAUCAGCAAUUGGUCUCUCAGUCGCCAGUAAGGUCAAACCAAGGAAUUAAGCCGGAGCAACUGCAUACACACGGUGGUGGGCCUUACAUGCCACCAGCUCAGUACUUCCACCCUCAGGCGCCACAUACGCCACAGCCAUCGCACCCCCACCAGCACCCGGGACCGCACCAUCCCCAGCCGCACCCCCAGUCAAUGCCCUCCAUGCAUACGCAGCAUGGGCAACAGCAGCCGCCGAUGUACUCGAGCCCGACGCCACAACAUUAUCUGGGACAGCCACCGCCGCCGCAGAAUUACAGGCAGCAAGGUUCCGCUCAGGGCGGAUGGUGGAAUACUGGGGGCUAA
Molecule: messenger RNA, 2010 nt
Organism: Morchella sextelata
Lineage: Eukaryota; Fungi; Ascomycota; Pezizomycetes; Pezizales; Morchellaceae
Exons: 2
Coding region: 1-2010 (669 amino acids)
Cellular component (GO): nucleus
Molecular function (GO): chromatin DNA binding
Source: RefSeq, a predicted model, not a curated record